AUGGCAGAGCCGGAGACGGAGACCACCAUCAUGGCCUCUUGUGUCUUCCAAUUCAAAGUUGAUUACGAACAAAGCAAGCAGCUUCCCAUUGACAAGGCCAUCUGUUCCGACAUCGUCUCCGCCGGGGGACAUCUGUGGAGGAUCAGGUGCUACCCGCGUGGCGAUGCCGAGGACGGCAAGGGCGAGUAUAUUUCUGUCUACCUCGAGCACAUGAGCAAAUCCAGAAGCGUCGGGGCCAUCUUUGAUAUCUUCAUAAUCGGUAGGGAUGGCAAACCACCUAUGUGGGACAUAUCGAACGUAUCUAGGACACUCCAAACCUUUGAAAUCAAUGGAGAUAAAGACCAGCGCGAUUGCUGGGGAUGGAGUCAGUUCAUCAAGGAAACUAUUUUGGAGGAAGAUUAUUUAACAGGGAGACACUUCACAAUUGUAUGUACCAUCAUGAUCAUCGAUGACAUGCCCAUUGUCGUCCCGCCUCCAGACAUCGGAACCCAUCUUGGCCGUCUGCUAGGUCAUGCUGACGGGACAGACGUGUCAUUCGUCGUCGACGAUGAGACAUUCCGUGCACACCGAGCGGUGCUUGCUGCCCGCUCGCCGGUGUUAAGGGUAGAGCUCUUUGGUUCCAUGUCAGAGGCUAUAAUGUCAUCCAUCACGCUGCACGACAUCACACCUGCAACAUUCAAAGUUAUGCUUCGCUUCAUAUACACGGAUGAAUUGCCCGGGGAAGACGAGCCCACAGACUCAUCCGUUGAGAUGUUUCAGGAUCUGCUCGCUGCUGCUGACCGGUAUGGAUUGGAUCGACUGAAGGUUAUUUGUGCCCAGAAGUUAUGGGAGAAAGUGUCUGUAGAUCCACAGGUCGUGAACGACGAGUGUAAUGCUGAGGAAAAGAGGGUACAAUAG
Messenger RNA from Aegilops tauschii subsp. strangulata, 897 nucleotides. Its product is annotated as BTB/POZ and MATH domain-containing protein 1-like. Gene Ontology annotation, biological process: protein ubiquitination. The record is from RefSeq and is a predicted model, not a curated record. Gene Ontology annotation, molecular function: protein binding. Lineage: Eukaryota; Viridiplantae; Streptophyta; Magnoliopsida; Poales; Poaceae.